UCAAAUUUCUCUGCAUGGGGAGGAACUGAGUUACAGCGAAUCCGCUGCAUGGACACACAACAGCCUUCUCUACAACAGUCUUCUCUACAGCAGUCUUCUCUACACAACAGCCUUCUCUAUACACUUCAUUUAAGGGCACAGGAUAAGCAAAUAUGGCAGAAGGCGAGAUGGAGAGUAUUGUCCCUAGUGCCCUCAACACAGGGAGAGAAACAGGAACACUAGUGGAGGUCAAGUUUCAGAAAAACUCCUAUCGAAUCCAGAAAUACCUGGAGGCAGAACCAAAAGCUUUAGGGGUAACGCAGAUUAUGCUGAGUCUCUUUUUCUUGAGUACCAUAGGUUUGAAUUGGAGUUUUUAUAGUUCCCACAUCCCAGUCAUCAUCAAAGCUAUCUUUUCUUCACCUAGCAUAAUAGCUGGUAGUGUGGCAAUAGCAGCACAGAAUCUUCACCUUCCUACACUGAAGGCCUGCUUGGGGCUGCAGGUUCUGGCAUGUGUGUUCUCAGUGAUCCCCUUCAUCAUCAGCUCAGAUUUAAUACUAGACCAACCUAUAUUUCAGUACUGCUGGGACAACCACAACAGCACAUCACAAAUAAAUAUGUGUGACAGACUGUGGUCCAUCUAUGAGCAUAUCAUGGGAAUAGAGAUGCUCGUGCAGGCGACUCAGAUUGCUCUCUCUGCCACCUUGGCUGCCUUCUGCUGCAAAGUAAUUCAGUGCUGCUCACCGAGGGACAAUGUGCCUGUUAUUGUGGUGAACGCACCCCCAGGUCCACAGUGACAGCAGAGUCACAACCCAUUUAACUGCAGUUUUGUUUUACACACAUGCAUUAUAAAUGUACUUACAAUACUCACAUACUUGUUAUAUGUAUACAGCCUAAAGCUGUAUACAUAUAACAACCUUAGUUAUAGAAUAAUAUGUCGAAUAUACUUACAAUGUACUUGAAUGUAUGUAUGUACUUACAGUACUCACAUAUUUGUUGCAUGUAUACAGCCUAAAGCAAACAGUACAACCUGUGUUACAUGAUAAUGUGAUAAACUGUUCAAAUAACCUCAUUAGUAUUCAGUUAGUAUAAUUUCUUUUUGAAAAGGUAUAGAUAAUAUUUUAUGUCAUUUUAAAAUCACUUAUACCUUCAGUCACUUCUGUCAUUUUUCUGAACUGUAAUAAUGGUUCUCUAUGUAAGGCUGUAAGAUGGACAAAAAGGAUUUUAGGGAUUUAAGGUAUGAUAAAUAAACAUUAGGUUGACUGGAGAGGUGUUGGGAUAUAAUGUAGCAAGACUGACAGCACUUCAUUUUUUAAAUAUUAACCCUGAUGGUGAACUCUAUUUUUUCCUUAUGUGCAAAUGUACAUAAAGUCUAAUAUAGCUUGAAGACAUUGUGCAUGUAUUUUGUGUUUGUAAAGCUGUCUGAUUAUUUUUUUCCCAGCAGAUGGCGAUGUAUCUCUGUUUAGUGUAUGUUUUUUUUUUUCAGUAAUGAACAUCUCAGAAAGAAUAAAGGGAAUAUAAUAUGAA
Molecule: messenger RNA, 1503 nt
Organism: Pangasianodon hypophthalmus (striped catfish)
Lineage: Eukaryota; Metazoa; Chordata; Actinopteri; Siluriformes; Pangasiidae
Exons: 7
Coding region: 153-773 (206 amino acids)
Source: RefSeq, a predicted model, not a curated record